UAAGCCCGCGUGGUUAGAUACUUGUUCGAUACUUACCUUGUGACCUGACGCAAAUUUGUUAAGUAAAGUUUUGCUGCGCAGGAAGCAGAAUAUUUCAUUCCUUUUAACGAAUCAUGGCUGAUGAUGCGGCUAGAAAGCUGCAGUUCGAGUACAAGAUCAACUCUAACCUAGUACUUUCAACGGAUCGGUCACUGAUAGAUAGACGUCCUAGAGAUGAGUCAACUGGUGAAGUGUUAAGCCUAGCUGGAAAAAUCCGUGUGCAGGAAAUGGGACACAAAUCACAGAGAACGAAACCACCCAUGUUACAGGAAAAACGAGCAAAGCGUCAAAAACGUGAUGAAACGCAACAGGACUCUUUAAAAUUGAAAGGGGGCAGUUUACUAAAUGAUGACUUUGAUGACAUAGCAGGCAUUAUAUACCGCCCGAAGACACCUGAUACUCGUAAAACCUACGAAUAUAUCCUGCAUUGCAUUCAGGAGGCUCUUGGUGAUCAGUCACGGGAAAUAUUGUGUGGUGCAGCAGAUGAAGUUAUAGCUACUUCCAAGAAUACUCAUUUAAAAGAUAAGGAAAAAAGAAAAGAAACAGAGUCGUUGUUGGGUCCUCUUGUUGAUGAACGGUAUAACAUAAUUGUAAACUUGUGCAAGAAAAUUACAGACUGGAAAGAGGAAGAACCUGCAUCCUCAACAAAUCCUAAUUUCAAUGAUAGUAUUGAUCAAACUUAUGGUGUAAAUGUCCAGUUUGAAGAGUCUGACCAUGAGGAUGAAGAGGAUGCUUUUGGUGAAAUUAAGGAAGAAGAAGACGAUGAUGAACCAGAAGGAGAUGAGGCUGCAGUAGAGAUGACUCUACAAUCCCGAAAAAAUGAAUCACUUAGUACUACUCAUCAAAAUACUGAAAGUCUACAUCCUCGUGAUAUUGAUGCAUUUUGGUUGCAGCGUAAUCUCGCUAAGCAUUGUAAGGAUCCAGUACUUGCUCAGGCUAAAGCUCGUGAGUGUUUGGAUAUUCUUCAGUCAGCUGCAGAUGACAGAGAAUUAGAAAAUCGUCUAGUUCGUGCUUUGAGUUAUGAACAGUUUGAUUUUGUUAAAAUUCUGCGUAAACAUCGUCUCAUGAUUUUACAUUGUAUCUUACUGGCUCAAGCACAAACUACACAAGAACGUAGUCAAUUAGAAGCAAAAAUGCGUAGUGAUCCUGUACUAGCUAAAGUUUUACAUGAAUUAAGAGAAACAGAAAAUUCAACAGAUCUUAUCGCUGAAGAACGUCAAAGAAAGAAUGUUCAGCGUGUUGUUCGCGUUCAAGCUGAUAUGGAGCAAGAGAAUAUGGAAGAUGAAGGAAUUCAAUUGUCUGAAGAUGGUGCUAUCGGCGUGGCAAAUAUUGUUGACUUAGAAGGUUUAGCCUUCUCUCAAGGUGGACACUUAAUGGCUAAUAAAAGAUGUCAAUUACCUGAUGGUUCAUUUCGUAAACAGAAAAAAGGUUAUGAAGAGGUGCAUGUACCAGCUUUACGUCAAAAGACUUUAGAAUCAGGUGAAACUUUAAUAAAAAUUGAAAAACUUCCUGCUUAUGCACAAGCUGCUUUUGAAGGCUGUAAAACACUCAAUCUUAUACAGAGUAAAUUAUAUCAUGCUGCUAUGGAGACGGAUGAAAAUUUACUGCUAUGCGCUCCAACUGGUGCUGGAAAAACAAAUGUAGCCUUAUUGUGUAUUAUGCAUGAACUUGGCAAAUUCAUUAAUCCUGAUGGAACAAUUAAUAAAGAUGAAUUUAAACUAAUAUACAUUGCUCCUAUGCGAUCAUUAGUACAAGAAGUUGUUGGAAAUUUUAACAAGUUGUUAAGCAGUUAUGGUAUUAAAGUUGAUGAAUUAACAGGUGAUCAUCAGCUUAGUCGUGAACAAAUCUAUGAAACUCAAGUAAUUGUUUGUACACCAGAGAAAUGGGAUGUAAUCACUCGUCGUGGUGGUGAUGAACGCGCCUACAUACAAUUAGUUAGACUGAUUAUUUUUGAUGAAAUUCACUUACUACACGAUGAUCGUGGUCCAAUACUCGAGGCGAUUGUUGCACGAACAUUACGUGCUGUAGAAAGUACAUCUGGAAUAAUUACAUCUAAUGAUAUUGGAGGUGGUGGUGGUGUACGUCUUGUUGGAUUAAGUGCAACACUACCGAAUUAUGAAGAUGUAGCAACAUUUCUACGAGUGGAUUGUUCAAAAGGUUUAUUCUAUUUUGAUAAUAGUUACCGCCCUGUACCGUUAGAACAACAAUAUAUUGGAAUAACUGAAAAGAAAGCUGUAAAACGUUAUCAAAUAAUGAAUGAUAUUGUCUAUGAUAAAGUGAUGGAACACGCUGGACGUAAUCAAGUAUUAAUAUUUGUGCAUAGUCGUAAAGAGACUGGGAAAACAGCACGUGCUCUGAGAGAUGCAUGCUUAGAAAAGGACACACUUGGUAUAUUUAUGAAAGAUAAAAAUGCCUCUGCAGUUGUAUUACGUCAAGAAGCUGAACAAGUGAAAAAUCUUGAACUGAAAGAUUUACUCCCAUAUGGUUUUGGUAUUCAUCAUGCUGGUAUGAGUCGUGUUGAUCGUACUCUAGUUGAAGAUUUAUUCGCUGAUCGGCAUAUACAAGUUUUAGUCUCUACUGCCACAUUAGCCUGGGGUGUAAAUCUACCUGCGCACACAGUAUUGAUUAAAGGAACUCAGAUAUACAGUCCUGAAAAAGGUCGUUGGACAGAAUUAGGCGCUUUAGAUGUCAUGCAAAUGCUUGGACGUGCCGGGCGUCCACAAUAUGAUACAAAAGGUGAAGGUGUACUGAUUACCAAUCAUACAGAGUUACAAUAUUAUUUAAGUUUAAUGAAUCAACAACUUCCGAUUGAAAGUCAGCUGAUAUCACGUUUAGCUGAUUUAUUAAAUGCUGAAAUUGUCUUAGGCACUGUGACAACUAUACGUGAAGCAGUUACCUGGUUAGGCUAUACAUACCUCUACAUUCGUAUGUUACGUAAUCCAAGUCUAUACGGUGUACCGCAUGGUAGUGAAAAAAAUGAUCCAUGGCUUGAACAAUAUCGUCGUGAUCUAGUGCAUACAGCAGCUACAGAAUUAGAAAAAUCACAAUUAAUACGUUAUGAUCGACGUUCUGGGUGUUUACAGUCAACUGAACUUGGUCGAAUUGCAUCACACUACUAUUUAACACAUUCAACUGUAUUAUCCUACAAUAAACUCCUUCGACCUGGUUUAGGUGAAAUCGAAUUGUUCCGUGUAUUUGCUGCAAGUUCUGAAUUCAAAUAUAUGUCUGUUAGACAAGAAGAACGCUUUGAACUAGCCAAACUGCUUGAACGUGUACCAAUCCCGAUAAAAGAGUCGCCUGAAGAACCUUCAGCAAAAAUUAACUGUCUACUACAAGCUUAUAUAUCUGGAUUGAAAUUAGAAGGAUUUUCAUUAAUGUCUGAUAUGGUGUAUAUUACUCAAUCAGCUGGUCGACUUGUACGUGCAAUCUUUGAAAUUGUACUUCAUCGUGGUUGGGCUGAAUUAGCUGACAAUGCAUUGACACUAGCUAAAAUGAUUGAACGACGUAUGUGGGAGUCAAUGUGUCCAUUACGUCAAUUUAAAAAAUUGCCCGAUGAAGUGAUACGUAAAUUAGAGAAAAAAUCUAUACCAUUUGAUCGUCUUUACGAUAUGAAUCAUCAUGAAUUGGGUGAAUUAGUUCGACUGCCCAAGUUAGGUCGACCAUUGCACAAGUAUCUUCAUCAAUUGCCACGUUUAGAGAUGAGUGUUCAUGUUCAACCAAUCACGCGGUCAGCUUUACGCGUUGAAUUGACACUGACACCAGAUUUUAUGUGGGAUGAAAAACUACACUCAACCAAUCAAGCUUUUUGGAUAUUUGUUGAAGAUGUCGAUGGCAAUACUGUAUUACAUCAUGAAUUUUUUGUAUUGAAACAACGUUAUGCAACUGAAGAGCAUAUUUUACGAUUUGUCGUCCCAAUAUUUGAUCCUCUGCCACCGCAUUAUUAUAUAACAGCUGUAUCAGAUCGUUGGAUUGGCGGAGAAGUCACCUUACCAGUGUCUUUUAGACACUUAAUUCUACCCGAGAAGACAAUACCGCCUACAGAGUUACUGGAUUUACAACCAUUGCCAGUGACAGCUUUAAGAAAUAAAGACUUUGAAGCUCUAUACGCGGAUCGUAUUAAAGUCUUCAAUCCUAUACAAACACAGGUUUUUAAUUCACUAUACAAUUCCGAUGAAAAUGUUCUGAUAGCAGCUCCAACUGGCAGUGGUAAAACUGUUUGCGCUGAGUUAGCAAUAUUCCGUUUAAUAACUACACAUGCUAGUAGUGCAGGCAAUCAAUCAGAUUCCACUGCUGGUACAAACACUAACUUCCGGUGUAUUUAUGUUUUACCACCGCAUGAAGAACAAGUGGAACAGCGUUAUAUUGACUGGGCUAGUCGAUUCGGUGAGAAGUUAGGCAAACGUGUUGUUCGACUAACAGGUGAAACAUCAGUCGACUUGAAACUAUUAGCUCGUGGAAAUAUUGUAGUUACUACACCAGAACACUGGGAUGUACUUUCUAGACGAUGGAAACAACGUAAAAAUGUACAAAAUGUCAAUUUAUUUAUCGCAGAUAACUUGCAUUUAAUUGGUUCUGAAGGUGGUUCAAUCCUUGAAGUUGUCUGCUCAAGAAUGCGUUAUAUCAGUAGUCAAGUGGAUAAUCCAAUCCGAAUAAUUGGCUUAUCACACAGUCUUACAAAUGGUCGUGAUGUUGCCAGUUGGCUUGGUUGUUCAUCUAGUGCAACAUACAACUUUCCACCUACGACAAGACCAAUACCACUAGAAUUAACUAUAAUGCCAUUUAAUAUACCACAUCAAGCCUCUCGUCUACUGGCAAUGACUAAACCUGUUUAUCAAUUAAUAACACGAUUAGCGAUUAUUCCAAGUCCAACUGGUAGCUUACAGCAUACUCAGCGUAAGCCAACUUUAGUUUAUGUGCCUACUCGACGUCAAGCACAAAGAGCUGCACUUGAUUUAAUCACAAUGUUCACCGCUAGCAAUGCAAUAUCCUCAUCUAAAUUUCAAGUUAUUUCAGGCCACCUGGAAGAAGCAUUAUCUCGUGCUGCUGACCAGUUAACAGACAAAGCGUUAGCUGAAGUUAUUCGUCACGGCGGUGGUAUAGCUUAUAUACAUGAAGCUAUAACAAAACCAGAUCGUCGAUUAAUUGAAGUGUUAUUCGCUGCUGGUGCAUUGCACACUUUAGUUGUUUCACGUGCUCUGAUUUGGGCAGCAGCAUCACCAAAUCCCCUAUCUGCCUAUCUUGUCAUCGUCAUGGAUACUCAAGAUUACAAUGGCAAGAUUCACGCCUAUGAAGAUUAUCCAAUAGUUGAUUUAAUUGAGAUAUUAGGUCAUGCCAAUCGACCAAAUAUCGAUAGUGAAGCUAAAGCUGUAGUAUUAUGUCAAACAGGAAAAAAAGAAUUCUUGAAAAAAUUCCUACAUGAUCCAUUACCAGUGGAAUCACACUUGGAUCAUGCUUUACACGAUCAUUUCAAUGCUGAAGUUGUUACAAAAACUAUUGAAAAUAAACAGGAUGCUGUUGACUAUUUAACUUGGACCUUUUUAUAUCAACGUAUGACACAGAAUCCAAAUUAUUACAAUUUACAGGGUGUAACACAUCGUCAUUUGAGUGAUCAUUUAAGCGAACUAGUUGAAACAACUCUAAAUGACUUGGAAACAUCGAAGUGUAUAGCUGUAGAGGAUGGUAUUGAUUUAUCACCAUUAAAUCUUGGUAUGAUAUCAGCCUACUAUUAUAUUCAGUACAAUACUAUUGAAUUGUUCAGUUUAUCGUUAACAGCUAAAAUGAAAAUUCGUGGAUUAUUAGAUGUUAUAAGUAAUGCCUCAGAAUUUGAUGUUCUACUACCUGUAAGACAUCAUGAAGAUAUACUAUUGCGUCAAUUGGCUGCAAAAGUUCCACAGAAAUUAGCACCUAAAGCUAAAUUUUCAAGUCCACAUGUUAAAGCGAAUUUACUACUGCAAGCUCAUUUAUCACGAUUACAGCUACCAACUGAAAUGCAAACAGAUACAGAUCGUUUAUUGGGCUGUACUAUACGUUUAAUUCAAGCCUGUGUAGAUGUAUUGUCGAGUAAUAGUUGGUUAGGUCCAGCUUUAGCCGCUAUGGAAUUAUCACAAAUGUGUACACAAGCUGUAUGGCAUAAAGAUUCCUAUCUACGUCAAAUACCACAUUUCACUGCUGAACGUAUAAAUCAGUGUAAAGAGAAUAAAAUUGAAACUGUUUUCGAUAUUAUUGAACUUGAAGAUGAUGAACGUAAUCAAGUAUUGGAAGGAUUAACACAAGCACAAAUGGCUGAUGUAGCUAGAUUUUGUAAUCGUUAUCCAAAUAUUGAAAUCACUUAUGAAGUUGUCGCUAGCAAUGGAAAUAAUGCAACUAAAGCACCUGUUCGAAGUUAUGUUCUCUGACCUGGACAGUUUAGUUGUGAAAUCACAUCAACUUAAGGUAAAAUUUCAGGUCAAGGAAACGAACUCUCGUUACCUAUACAAAUGUGAACUUGAAGGGUGAGAAAAAACACAGAAAAACAACCAAUGACGAUCAAGGUUAUCAGGAGAGAUGACUAAUCAGUUUAAAAGUUCACUACCAAUUGAAGUAUGCGUUAAGGAUGUGUUGCCUAGUUAGGCGAUGGAAAGCUUCGCAAGUAAAUGAUCCAACUCAGAGAAUACGACUGCACCGAAAUUAUCCACUUGAGCUAUAAAUCUUCUCCAUUAUACUUUUGUAUUUCUUUGGUCGUUGAAAUCUGCUGGUUAAUAAUUAUUCUUUUUUACAAAGCGGUGAAACUUUAACUGUACAAGUCAGUUUAGAACGUGAAGAAGAUAACGUGGGUCCAGUAAUAGCACCGUUCUUCUCUCAACCUCGUGAAGAAGGUUGGUGGUUAGUAGUCGGUGAACAAAAGACCAACUCUCUAGUUGCAAUAAAACGUCUGUUUGUUUCACAGUCAAUGAAAGUUCGUCUAGACUUGAAUGCGCCUAGUCAUGCUGGUCGUCAUGAAUUCACACUGUUUUUCAUGUCCGAUGCAUAUAUGGGUUGUGAUCAAGAGUAUAAAUUCCAGGUGGAAGUACGUGAAUGAACUGAACCGAGGAUGGGUGCAAAGUAAGUAAAGUGUAGUGGGAUGGAAGCAAUAAAGGAAAAAAACAUAUUCUUGUUUAAAGAAAGAAACAUUUGACCUACACUCAUUGUGUGUGUGCGUUUUACUUCUUUCCCUUGUAUAUUUCCAUCGGAAAUGCAUUAUAUUUUUUUCUUCCCAUUUUGUAUUAAACCACUUUUUAUCCUUAUAUUAUUAUUGCUCCAAUAAUAAUAAUAAUAAUAUACUAUAUACACAUUUGUAACAAGUUUGUUUCCUUUAUUCUAUUUUAAAUACAUCCGUAAGAUAAUAAUUGUAUAUCAAUAAAACCGCC
Molecule: messenger RNA, 7424 nt
Organism: Trichobilharzia szidati
Lineage: Eukaryota; Metazoa; Platyhelminthes; Trematoda; Strigeidida; Schistosomatidae
Source: the annotation of a GenBank genome assembly